GUUAUCAGUUUCGUUCAGUUUCAUUCAAUUUGUUUUGAUCACCACUCAUUUGGUAUCAAAUGGAGGGAAAACGGUCCUUUAAAUUUGUUCUAAAAUCAAUAGUUUUCUUAACAGUUUUCGGUUUUGCUUCUGGAAAUAACUUGCGUUACCAUGACUAUAUGAUUAACCCUCUCGGAAAUUUACAAAGGAAACUAGAGGCUCAAAAGGCAAUUCAGCCUUUUCUUAGUUCAAAGCCGUUUCUGGAAUGGACGAGUCAGUUGAGUAAACAAUCGCUUCUCAAACGAGCUAAUCAGGUGGAUCUACGAAAAUUAAACGAUGCAGCUCCUGUGACAGAUUCCAACCCAAUCAACACCUUUCUACAGAACGUUUUAGGACAACUAACCAAUACUUUUCAGAACAAUACUUCAUCGAAUGGUGUUGGAGAUGCCUUCCAAAAUCUUUUUAACGGUGUUCUUGGUUCUUUGUCAGCCGGUGGUGACCAGGCGAAAGCAAGCAACGGGUCCCAAAAUGGAUCUCCAGCAGGUUCAUUUGGAAAUUUCUUGCAAAAUAUCACACAAAACACGAAUGGCAUUGGCAACUUGAUCACUUCAAUGUUAGGAGCAAAUGGUGGAAAAGGAGGCGCAACUUCUGGGAUGAACUUGGGGAACAUUCUACAGUUACUGAGCGGCGGUAAUGUCGAUCCGAGUACCAUACUGAUGUCUUUCCUAAAUGGAGCAGUGCAGGGAACGAACGCAUCCACAGCCUGUCAGGGGGACUUCAUUAAAGUGAUCAAAGGUCUACAAAACAUGGAGGCUUGGGCUCUGAAAUUCCUGGAUGCAUCCGCUAAGAUCCCCACUGAUCUCCUGAACUUGAAUUUGAACUGGUACGGCUCUUACGACGAGUGUUACAGCGACAGCACAUUCAUAGAGUCGUUUGGGAUUCUCCAUAACACCCAGACCCCCGUUAAAGGACAGUAUUGUAACACAAACCUGAAUCUACCGCUUCCACCGGAAGUUAAAGGGAUUUUGAUGGUUGCAUUACAAAACUCCGGUUAUAUCAAGGCUGGGAUUUGCUUUCCUAAGUCAUGUAGCACUGAUGAUCUCCUCCAAAUUGUAAACGCUUUUCUCUAUAGUAUACCGUUGGGGGACAACAAGGUGACGGCAUGGCCCAUCACGUGUCCGGUGGCUGCCGAGGAGGACACACUGGAAACCGACACCAUAAUAGUCGUGAUAUUUUUGGCUGUUGUUCUUUUAAUCAUCUUGGAGGGAACUUUUUAUGACGUCAUCGUCAACAUCAGAUCAAAAAGAAAUCAAGAAAAUGUUGAAGAAAAUGGAAAGCCGGCAGAAAAUGGAAAACCGACAGAAAAUGAAAAACCGAUAGAGAAUGGGAACAGUUACCCCGAAAAUAAGUAUAAGCUGAGGGCUGAGAACGGCGACAUCCAGCACACCCAACCUGCGGACAAACAUGCACAAAAACCGGGUAUCGUUGGCCGACUGGUUCUGUGUUUCAGUGCCUAUACUAACGGUAAGAAGAUACUUGGUACCUCUCAACCCAAGGGCAGUCUGACGGCCGUCAAUGGGAUCCGAUUCCUCAGCAUGAGCUGGGUCAUCCUAGGUCACACCCUCGUUUUCGUUUUGGGAAAUACAUCCAACAUGCUCCAAUAUUACAACGAAUUCGGCAGUCGUGCAGCCUCUCAAGCUAUCUUCAAUGCUCCUUUCUCAGUGGAUUCUUUCUUUGUUCUAAGUGGUCUUCUGACGUCAUAUCUGCUGUUGAAACAAAUGAAAAAAACAAAGGGAAGCGUCAACUGGGGAUUAUAUUAUUUUCACCGCUACUGGAGACUGACCCCAGUGUACAUGAUUGUCAUAGGAAUGUACGUUACUAUUUACCCCCACUUGAUCUUUGGGCCAAACAAACAAACAUCGGACCAGAUAUGCAAGGAUUUUUGGUGGAAAAACCUUCUUUACAUAGACAACUUUUUUGGAAUCAAAGACCUGUGCCUUGGCUGGUCAUGGUACCUAAACAAUGAUAUGCAGUUCUACAUCUUAAGCCCACUUCUUAUUGUACCAUUUUUCUUUAACCAGAUUAUUGGGAUCACAGUGAGUGUCGUUUUCUUGUUGGCUGCUACCAUUACUCCAGGGGUGCUUAGUUACGUCAAGGAUUUCCCCGUCCACUUCCUUGGUGGAGGGCCAAAGGACACUGACCGAGCUGCUUAUUUUGAGGAUUAUUACAUUGUUCCUUAUUGUCGAAUGGGACCAUACAUCUGUGGAGUGAUCACUGGCUACAUACUGUACAAGACAAAAUGCAAAUGCCGGAUGAAUAUUUUUGUGAACCUGUUGGGGUGGGCUGUGGCCACAGCCACGGCGUGUGGCUGUCUAUAUGGUAUAUACAACACUGUGAGGCCAGACAACCCUGUCUACCUCUCGAAAGAAGUCACGGCUCUAUAUAAUGGAGUCAGUCGCACUGCAUGGGGAGCAGCCGUAUGCUGGGUCAUCUUUGCUUGCUCCACUGGCAAUGGCGGGUUCAUUAACACUUUGUUGUCGUGGAAGGCGUUUGUACCUCUGUCCAGACUGACAUACUGUGCCUAUUUGGUACAUCCUCUGGUUAUGUAUGUCUAUUAUUUCAACUGGAACUUCCCUCUGUACAUGACCGAUCUGGACUUAGUAUACCUCUUCCUCGGCAAUCUAGUGGUGUCUUAUGGAAUCGCUUUUAUUGUUUCGAUCGCGUUUGAAUCACCUUUUAUGGGUCUUGAGAAAAUCAUGUUUGGUGGUCUUGGUAAAAAAAAGAAGUGACGUAGAACAUACGCUGGUUUAUGGCGUGUCGUAUUUUAUAAAUGUGAUCUAAAAUAUUUGAUUUUCAGCAAAGUACAUAAAAAAACAAUUGAACAAAAUUAAUGUUGAUUUUUAUCUACGUAUUAUGACCACAUUGAAUUAAUUUGUUAAUAUAUGUGAUUGCUUUAUGCCUCAAAAAUAUUACAUGUAUGAUAGAAUCAAAAUCAUGAAACCACUGAGUAAAUUGUUAAUUGUGUUGACAUCUUUUGAUACUAUGAUUGACAUGAAAAACAAGACAUUCCUAUGAGUUUCCUUGUCGACACCAUACGAGUAUCAAAAUCAUGACAAGGGUGGUCGAAGAAGCACUCUUAUUUAGUUUUUCUGCCAUUGUACGAUGAAUGCAUUGCAUUAUCUACGGUGUAUUAUCUGUAAUUGAUACAUGUAUGAUCUGUUUGAAUGACUUCACGUACAACAGUUCUUUAAUUUUAAACAGAAACUUUAUUAAUAUUCUUAAAUAAAGGCUAGCAGUGCAUUGUUAAAUGAAUUUACUCUUUUUUAUAAACCUGUUUCGAGGUUGAUUUCAAUUUCCUAACUCAACCAGCAAUUAGAGUAAGAUAAAGUACAACUUAAGCAGUUUUUUGCAAGUAUUCAGUUAUAAACUUAAAAAAAAAAACCACGCCGACUGAAUAAACGGUUUACGUAGGGCAUAAUUUAUGACUCCUAAAUUAUUGCAUUUAUUUCCAAAAAGAAAAAGAAGAAUUAGCCGUAUCAAAGGUAAGUAUGUUUGCUAUGGGAGGUUAUUUGCAUAAAGUGUUAUAAAAAAAAAGGUUAUUAAAUAAUUUAAUUCGUGCUGUAAUUUAACCCAGAAUUCCAAAAUCUGUGUUAUCUCUAGACUUCAACAUGAUGAUCAAUACCAAGAUAUUUCAGUCGUUACGUUAUGAAAUAAAUGUGAAAUACAAUGGUUAGUUGUACUAAUCCGCUUCUUCUGCUAUCUUUCCAACCUAAACAUUUUUUAGAAAAAUAUUUAUUUAAACAUGAGUCAUUUUCAUUUGAGAGAUAACUUAGAAAUCGCACAUUAAACAUCGAAUUGAUAAACAGUCAAACAUUGGCUGGCACCGCGUGAGAGCAUUCUGGAUAUUGACACCAUGUGAUAUGCUGCAACAGUUUUAAAUGGCCUCGAUGAGAUUUUUGGACUCUUUCAACCAUCUGGAAAGUUAGGGUUCGGUAUAUUACAUGUAAUAUAGAAAUCACAUUUAUUUUCUAAACUAGAACAUUUUGAUUUUUCCUCACUAAAAAGCAUUAUAUAAUUAUAACAUCAUACAUUCCGGUGUGUCCUGCCUCUCAAUUAAAGAAAAAACAGGAAAUUGUGGUGAAAAAAGGGGAACAAAAUUCAGUGCCCUGUUAUAAAACGUGCGAUGUUUAUCAUGACAAUUAUUUGUUUUGCAAAUGCCGCAUUUAUUUGGACCCAAGGUGUCAUGACGCGUCACAUACAUGUAUGUAUAUCAUGAUUUGAUCACGCCCCAACGAAAUCAUCACCUAAUGAUAUUCAAAGAAUGAUUUCUUAUUACUACAUGUAGUAACCUAUAUUUAAUUUAUUUAAUUUUCAGCAACUGUUGAAAAUAGGAGAGCCCAUAAAAGCCAUACGGCUUUUAUGGGCUAUCUUUAGGGAAUAGUUGUCAUUUGUAAGUCAUGACAUUGUAAUCUAUACACCUAUAAUAACAAUAUUGAACAUAUUGAUUUUUUAUGAAGUUGCAUAGUGCUGUGAUAAUGUCUGUUUUUGAUUUGAUAUAUUUUUUAUGUGUAAUCACCGCAUUCUGUGAUAUAUUUACUAUAUACCCGGUAUUUAAAUACGGUUAGGGUGAUCAAACCCCGUAAUUGAUCACCUCAUAUUAUUCAAAGAAUGAUUCUUUAUUACUUAUUAUAUUAUUAAUAAUAUAAUUUUCUGUAAUUGUACGAUCAAAUAUUAAAUAGUCAUUUAUGAAAUAUAUUGGACUAAAUAUUUCAAAUCGAUUUCCAGUGUUAUCAUAAUCAUAGAAACUUAAAAUUGUAAAUAUGAGAGUAUAAAUAUCAUUAAAGACA
Messenger RNA from Magallana angulata, 4826 nucleotides. Its product is annotated as nose resistant to fluoxetine protein 6-like. The record is from RefSeq and is a predicted model, not a curated record. NCBI's taxonomy places the organism in Eukaryota, Metazoa, Mollusca, Bivalvia, Ostreida, Ostreidae. Gene Ontology annotation, molecular function: acyltransferase activity, transferring groups other than amino-acyl groups. Bases 60 to 2768 code for a protein of 902 amino acids. The transcript is spliced from 15 exons.